Molecule: messenger RNA, 780 nt
Organism: Gaeumannomyces tritici R3-111a-1
Lineage: Eukaryota; Fungi; Ascomycota; Sordariomycetes; Magnaporthales; Magnaporthaceae
Exons: 5
Coding region: 1-780 (259 amino acids)
Source: RefSeq, a predicted model, not a curated record
AUGAAGAUUUUAAAGGUUGAUACGUUUCGAAGGCCUGGAAAGGAGCUUAUGACCAGGCCACCUGUAGUUGGAGGAGUGAGGGAUGUGUGCUCCGCCAGCGAUUUAAAAGCUAGCUUGACCGUUCUACACAGCAGCGUACCCUCCUCUGCCGCCGCUCUACUUCGUUCUGGUUUUGCGACCGGGUUAUCAAUAGUCCACUCCUUCAAGGCAACCACAGUCAGGGAUUUUUACCCGACAGGCUCUCCGCAGCAGCGACAACCUAGCGCUCUCUAUCCAGGGCAUUUCAUCGUGGACAAAAAGGCAUGCUUCGAACCGGCUAGCAGCCUCUGCGUGUGGGAUACUUUUGUCGUUCUAGGUCAAGCCAGCCCUCUCCUCGCAUCGGUAUUAACAUGUGUUGAUCAUAGCGUUCGCUAUUCAUCUUUCAUGGUUGACACCUCUGGCCAUAUUUGUAUGCUUUAUGACAGUAUCUGGGCGACAAUUCCUAGCCCUGCAUCAUUUUCAAUGGUGCUAACCGAUUCAUGCCAUAAGGAGACCAGAAGGAUCUACGAGACCGGGUCAGUCUUGGGGCCGUGGUGCCCAAUAUUCCUACGAAGCACCAGUAUGCAGACACCAAAGUCUCCCAUUCUGAACAGAUUUCCCGCUGGGCUGAUGUUUGUUGUCGCUGUCCUGUCCGUACGAGUAUUCGCCGCGACCCGGGCUCUCUCUUUCAGGGUUUCUGUCGAGCUCAUCCCACCUCGUCAUGUGUCGAGAACUCGCGCCAAGACUGUCCCGUUAAGAUGA